Fopius arisanus is the source of this 2228-nucleotide messenger RNA. RefSeq names its product Actin-related protein 5 (gene Arp5). Gene Ontology annotation, biological process: regulation of DNA-templated transcription. The coding region runs from base 106 to 2127 and encodes 673 amino acids. The record is from RefSeq and is a predicted model, not a curated record. The transcript is spliced from 2 exons. Gene Ontology annotation, cellular component: cytoplasm; Ino80 complex. Lineage: Eukaryota; Metazoa; Arthropoda; Insecta; Hymenoptera; Braconidae.
CAUCUGUCGACCUGGGAAUGUAUCCAGUAGUUUCCGUUCUGUUUCCAUUUCCAUUCUGACGGAUCACUCUCCUCUCGAAUUUUCCAUCAAGAAUCAGAUCUGAAAAUGGAUAUUCUUGAGUUAAAAGACGUGAAAGCUGUACCUGAUAUUGUCCACGUGUAUUCUGAAAAAGUUAAAAGUGAAUUAACUCCACUUGUCAUUGACAAUGGAUCGUAUUGCUCUAGAGUUGGUUGGGCAACGGAGAAGGAACCUCAGUUGAUAUUCAAAAAUCUUAUAGCAAAGCCCCGAAAAGAACGGGGCAAAAAAGACGGCGAGCUCCAAAUUGGAAAUGACAUUGUAAACAUCGAGGCUGUACGUUUUCAGCUAAAGACACAAUUCGAUAGGAACGUUGUCACUCAUUUCGAAGCUCAAGAGCAAAUAUUUGAUUACACCUUCACUCAUAUGGGAAUUGAUACUGAAGGAUCCGUCGAUCAUCCCAUUAUUCUGACGGAGGCUUUUCUCAAUCCUAAUUAUUCUAGGAAUUUGAUGGCUGAACUGUUAUUCGAAUGCUACAACGUUCCAUCGAUAGCCUACGGGGUAGAUUGUUUAUUAUCGUAUAAGCAUAACAAUUGUCCUUCUGAUGGGCUUAUUGUGAGCUUUGGGUAUCACACGACUCAGAUAAUACCAGUGUUGAAUGGAAGAGUCGACUCCAAGCAUGCAAGGAGGAUUAAUAUCGGAGGGUUUCAUAUAACUUCGUACAUGCACAGAUUAUUGCAAUUGAAAUAUCCAGUUCAUGUGAAUGCCAUUACUCCCAGCAGGGCUGAGGAAUUGAUUCACGAGCACUCGAGCAUUGCUUUAGAAUACCAGGAGGAAAUUAAAAAAUGGGGUGAUCCUGAUUAUUAUGACAGCAAUGUGUUGAGAGUGCAGCUUCCCUACGUGGCACCCACCACGACACCUGGACUGACAGUUGAACAGCAAAAGGAGAGGAAACGAGAACUGGCCAGGAGGUUGAUGGAGAUCAAUGCAAGGAAGAGAGAGGAGAGAUUGGCUGAGGACGAGGAGCAAUUAAAUCAAUUCUUGUCAAUCCAGGAUUUUCUGGAAGAAGGAGACACUGAGGAGUUUGAGCGAGCCCUCAAAUCCUACAAUUUAGCCAAUGAGGCGGAAUUAAUUAAGAUGAUUAAUAAUCUUCAGGCGAAGAUCGAGAAAACUAAACAGAAAAUUGUUGCUGCUAAUUCGCAGGAAGAAAACGUUAUAAUUGAGGAAAAACCCAAGAUAAAAACCAGUCUUCAACCGAAGGACUCACAGGAUUUUGAUGAGUGGAUUGCGGGGGUCAGGAAGAAGAGGCAGGAGAUUCUGGAGAAGAGAUUGGCGAAGCGUCAGCGUCGUCAAGACAUGGCGAAACGAAGAACUGCUGCAGCACAGGAGAGGAUGAGGAUUAUAAGUCAACUGGCGAAGAAGGAGAAACGUGAUGAUGAUUUCGGUAUGCGGGAUGAAGACUGGGAUGUUUACAAAGUCAUUAACAGAGAAGGUGGAGACUCCGAUUCAGAACUGGAACAAGAGCGUCUGUUGGAGCUGGAAGAUGUCCUUCGCCAGCAUGAUCCAGAGUUCGAGGGAGCUGGAGCGAACGUUCCUCUCAUUCCAGGAGAAACCCAUCAGCUUCAUGUAGCUCUAGAGCGUCUCCGAUCUCCCGAAUUGAUAUUUCAACCUGCAAUGAUUGGUUCUGUUGAGGCUGGCAUAGCAGAGACUAUUGAUUUUGUAUUGAAACUGUAUCCAGAAGACGUGCAAUCACGUCUCGUGAAUAACGUGUUUUUAACCGGUGGUCCAGCUAAAUUACCCGGGCUUCACGAACGUUUGAAACGUGAAUUGAGGGAAAUUCGACCGUUUGGCACGAGUUUUCGAAUUACCAUUGCCAAAAAUCCAGCUCUGGACGCUUGGUACGGAGCAAGGAAUUUUGGAUUAGGCGACAGUUUUUCAGAGUACUUAGUAACACGACAGGAAUAUGAAGAAAUGGGGGGUGAAUAUUUCAAGGUGCAUUCGGCCAGUAAUUUGUACACAAAAUCACCAGAUCCGCUGCCAAUAAUGCAAGUACCUAUUUGCACUGAGCAAAUUAUCGUUGAGGACGCCAUCGUUGAUGUAGAAAUGGAGUAAGAUUUUUUUAUCUUUCUAUCUUCCCCUGAAACUAAAAAUUCAAUAAAAUGUAUGAAUCGUGCAAAAGCUGUAGGAGAAGGGUAAUAAAUAUUCAAAAUGAA